Camelus dromedarius (Arabian camel) is the source of this 4374-nucleotide messenger RNA. It is a transcript of the gene POFUT4, whose product is annotated as fucosyltransferase 11. Bases 92 to 1573 code for a protein of 493 amino acids. The record is from RefSeq and is a predicted model, not a curated record. NCBI's taxonomy places the organism in Eukaryota, Metazoa, Chordata, Mammalia, Artiodactyla, Camelidae. The transcript is spliced from 3 exons. Gene Ontology annotation, cellular component: Golgi membrane. Gene Ontology annotation, molecular function: alpha-(1->3)-fucosyltransferase activity.
CCACUUGCCCCUGUGGCGUAGGACUUCUUACCGUCGCUACUCAACGCCAGGCGGGGACUGGUGCUGAGGGGCGUCGGCCGCCGGAGUGGACAUGGGGGCCGGCCGCACGGGGGCUGUGCUUGCCGCCUUGCAAGUGCUUAGUGUCUGUGCGGCCAGCAGCUCAGGGCCAGUGGCAGAGGGGGAGACCGGCGGGGAGACGGCGUGGGCAGAGCCGUGGGAUGGCGCGGUUUUCCGGCCUCCCUCGCCGCUGGGCGCAGUGGGGGUGGCGCGCAGUCCGGGGACCCCGCGGCCAGGGAGGGAGGAGUCGGUGGACUUGCCGGUGCUGCUGUGGUGGAGCCCAGGACUGUUUCCUCACUUCCCGGGCGACUCGGAGCGCAUUGAGUGCGCGCGCGGCGCGUGCCUAGCGUCCCGGGACCGACGGAUGCGGGGAGACUCACGAACGCGAGCUCUGCUCUUCUACGGCACCGACUUCCGCGCGUCUGAGGCGCCACUGCCGCGCCUGGCGCACCAGAGCUGGGCGCUCCUGCACGAGGAGUCGCCCCUCAACAACUUCUUGCUGAGCCACGGUCCGGGCAUCCGCCUCUUCAAUCUCACGGCCACCUUCAGCCGUCACUCUGACUACCCGCUGCCGCUGCAGUGGCUGCCCGGGACCGCUUAUCUGCGCCGCGCGGCGCCUCCGCUCCAGGAGCGCGCAGAGUGGCGCCGCCGCGGCUACGCGCCCCUGCUGUAUCUGCAGUCCCAUUGCGACGUGCCUGCGGACCGGGACCGCUACGUGCGCGAGCUCAUGCGCUACAUCCCGGUGGACUCAUAUGGGAAAUGCCUGCAAAAUCGGGAGCUGCCCACUCCGCGGUUACAGGACACAGCCACAGCCACCACCGAGGAUCCAGAGCUCUUGGUCUUCUUGUCCCGCUAUAAGUUCCAUUUGGCCCUCGAAAAUGCCAUCUGUGACGACUACAUGACGGAAAAACUGUGGCGCCCCAUGCAUCUCGGUGCUGUGCCCGUGUACCGCGGCUCUCCCUCUGUGAGGGACUGGAUUCCCAACAAUCACUCCAUCAUCCUCAUUGAUGACUUUGAGUCGCCGCAGAAGCUGGCAGAGUUUAUUGACUUUCUGGACAAAAAUGAUGAGGAAUAUAUGAAAUACCUGGCAUACAAGCAGCCUGGGGGCAUCACCAACCAGUUCCUUCUGGAUAGUCUCAAAAAGCGGGAGUGGGGAGUGAAUGAUCCUUUACUGCCUAACUACCUUAAUGGAUUCGAGUGUUUCGUCUGUGACCACGAGCUGGCUCGGCUGGCUGCAGAGAAGGCCCACGCAGCCUCUCCUGGGGACAUCCCUAUCCCCGAGCCUCAUAUUGCCAAGCCCUCACACAUGGACUGCCCAAUGCCCACACCUGGCUUUGGCAGUGUGGAAGAGAUUCCUGAGAAUGACAGCUGGAAGGAGAUGUGGCUGCAAGAUUAUUGGCAAGGUCUGGACCAGGGGGAAGCUCUUACUGCCAUGAUCCACAACAAUGAGACACUGCAGGGGAAAUUUUGGGAUUACCUAACCGAGAUCUUCAUGAAAAGGAACCAGAAUCUCUAAUUACUCUUGCAAGAACUUGAUAGAACUAAGGAGAUGGAAGUCCUUAUCUUACCAUGGGACAUGAAGGGUAUCUGCUGCACAAACCCGUGAGGAACACUGUCUUACCAUGAAUUCAAGAAAUAGCAGUUACAUCCACUGACAUGUUAUUGUAAUGAUGUGUAGCCAAGAUCUGAGCCUAUGGUAAUAGGGCCUCUCCUGAAGGAGUGAUGGAGGCAUCUCAGUUCUUGGUUUAGUGGGAACUAGAAGCCUGAAACACUCAUCUGAUUCAAGGUGCUGAUCAGCAGAAUUUUUAAAGAAUUGUUUAUUUUUCUAACUAUUUCAUCCUCAGUCAUGAUUGGGACAACACCUUAGCAUUUGGCUGUGAGUGAGGUAAGAUGGGCCAGGUUUAGGGUCUUAAAACUUCUAUGCUAUUCUUUAAACCACUCAUCAUUCAGUACCUUUCCUAUCUCUUUUCCUUAUCUCUUGCUUUAUAAACUAUUAUGUUGGUGGUGAAGCAAAACUGGUGGGUUAUAUUCUGGUUCUCUGGAGUUGUGUUUUUUUUUUUUAUAUAUAUAUCCUUUAUUUUGCCUUUCAUGUCAACCUUUUUAUUUUAAAAUGGCUUUUUCUUUCCUGGUUUUUCACAAUUCCUGAUGGAGAUGGAGCAGCCUUGCCACCAUUCCCACAUUCACUCUCCACUGUAUUAAAGUGGCUAUAAAUUUGACAACUUUUCUUACUGCUGGUAUGUUUCUUAUCUAGGGCAUAUUGGGAAUUCCUUCUCACCUCAUGAAUAGAAAGAUUAAGUGGCUAAUGAAAGUCACGUCAGUUUAAUGAAUUGUCCUGCUCCAUUUUCGGCUAGGGUGAAGACUAAGGCUGGAAAUGUCAGACAAAGCUAUAAAGAUUUUGAAAUGUUAAAAUAGUCCAAUGUGAAUCAAAGUGCAGAUUGUUAGAGGUCUCUGUUCUCUUCUGUCUACCCAAUGAACUCUUGUAUUUUAUUAUUUUUAUAUGCUACACAAGUCCCAUUUCCUCCCAGAAAUCAUGAAAAUUAUAGUGGGAAAAAAGCCCAGCAGUAUAGCUCUAGUAAUUAUCUCAUAAUAUUCUGUGGCACUUUCCACUUUAAGUGGGAUAAAUAUUCCAACUUCAUUCAUUCUAUUACUGAUGUCCUUCUGCACAACUUUAUAGUACUGACAUUGCAUUUUGAUGGAGUCCACCCAACGCCCUAAGCUCAAGGGGAAUGAGAGGCGAGGCAAGAGAAGUUAAGCCACCCCAAGUGGCUUAGCUAAGUACAAGCUGUUAGAUCUGGGGAUGUAGCCAAUCCCUUCUAUUGCUGUGGUUUAAACAUACAGCUUAAUGGGCAGGGGAACCAUUUGCUUUUUCUGGGACAGUGGAGCAAGAAAGAAUACCUUGGCUCUUAGAACUACCCUGGUUGUAAUGUAUUAAUAAAUUAUCACUAGAGAAGUUCCAUAGCUUAUCAAUGUCUGGUUUAAAUUAGUGUGUGUGUAUUUACGUAUAUAUAUAUACACACACACAUUAAUUGAUAACCAUACAGUUGUAAAGACUGAAGAGGAAGAUGAAUAUUAUGACCUUAUUGCAGAUUAUGUACAGUUGAGCCUUAUCCUUCUGUAAGGUUUUGUUUUUAAUAUUUUGAGCAGACUGCUGAGCUGUUCUGUGUGUGAUGUACCAGUUUGUUUUUAACUUUAAGAAAUCUAACUCUUUAUUUAACAUCAAAACCAACAUCAAGUGUUUAUUUUAAAAAAUAAUCAUACCUGCUUUGAAUUGGGUGAAGAUCUAUGGAGAAUUUACAAUUUUAGGCUAACAUGAAACUAUAUAAUAUCCUCCAAAAUGGAAAUUCUGCAACAGACUUCACAAUAAAUAUUUUAUUUUAUAUAUGGGGUGCUUCAUAUAUAUAUUUAUAGAUACUUCAACAACUAGGGUCCCACACUUAUUGUGACAUCUAAAGAUAUGGCCAGGGAAAGCUAUAAUUUAGGCUGGGUUUCACUGCCAGGGUGGUUCUUUUUUCAUUUUAAUAAAAAAUGCCCUCAUAACAACAUGGAAAGUUUGCUUAACCAGUUUGGACUUUUGCAGAAAAGAACAAGAGGGAAAGACAGACCUUCAAAAAUAUUUAUGUUAAAAUUUGAUAUAGCAGUGACUCUUAGAAAAAAAGCCCAAUCCAGGACUCAGAUUUCAAGCUUGCAAUCUGUUUAAAUGCAGAUACUGAUAUACAUAUAGUGCAAAAUACAUAUUACCCAAGUGCAAACUAAAGUUAGGAGUCAAAUUUCAUUAUGUGCAAUAAAAAGGGUAAGUGAUAGUUAUGCAAGGUGUAGAAUCAUCCUUACAUUUCCUGUCUAAUUAUACUAGUUCACACUGGCAUUACUUGAACGCUUUUAUGUACAAAGUGGGCCAGUUGUUCAUGAAUGACUGUGGUUGGGAGACUCAUGCCUGCUUUGUGGUCAGUGCUUCCCAGACUUUCUCCUUUAUUCCUAUUACCAUAAAAGUAUUUACAAAAAAAAAAAAAACAGGACAAACUGGGCACCACAAGGGAAAGGAGAACCAGGAAUAGACAUAUGGUUAUCCAACUAAAGGCUUCACUCUCUCUAUGGAGAAAGCAAGCAAUGUGAAUUUUCUCUGGUUUGGGGCCCAGCCUGCUCUGUUUACAGCAGCGGGCUUGGGGUUAUUGGUGGUAGAAGUGUCUGAUAGCAAUCAGCUUUAUUUGUGGUGUUGGAGUAGGGGAUGGAGCAUGGGGCUGAUGCCUUUAUUAUUCCCAAGUGUUGCUAUUUUCUAUUAUUUCAGGUUUCAUUUUGUGUAAUAAAUGGCUUCUUCUUAAA